AUGGCUACCAAUCGUUCUCUUCCAUUUAGUUCCAUAUCCAUUCAGCAACAAAUUGGUCGUUUCUCGCAUACUAAGGAAAGGGCGUCCGUCCUCAAUGAGAAGAAACAGAAGAGGUUAGAUGCCCUCAAGAAGAAGCUGAGGCAGAAGCAAACGAAAGCAGUUCUCGUGGAUAAUCCAUACGGUCUGCCUCGCAAAUUUGCAAUCCUCAUCGGGGGACACAAGGCCGUCAAGAAUAUCAAGGAUGCGCAACGGUUCUUGUAUGAAGGCCAUACAGUCCGAUUUCCAUCUUUUGGUCGAGCGAAUCAUGGCCUAUGGAUAAACAACUCAUGGAUAUCGCCAGAAAACGUCAACGUUUCUACAGACAAGAUGGUCUACACUUUCACGGGAAGUCUGAACGAACAGGAUGGUGGAGGCGUGAUCCAUGGGCAGAUGAAUUUUCUCUCUUCGAGCGGCGUUCUGAUUCACAACAACAAAGACGUUUACGCCAUUCUACUCCAACCAUAUGCGACCACGUAUUCCAUCGCCGUUUCCGCGAACGCGGGAGCCGUCUUCUCGUCGGGCAAGAGCGAAUUGACCUGGGAUGUCACGUCCGCGUCUUGGAAGAACGCGACGUGGGAGGUGAACGCAGGAUUGUUCGCCUUCGACACCGUCAGCAACGAUGAUCCUAUCCAGCCAAUGCAAGUUGUUGAGCUAGGGAUAACGGACAGCAAGUCAGGGAGCCCAUCCGUCCCACCCACAUUCGAUUUUGGUCUUCCCGCGAAGGACUCGCCAGGACAGUACAUUGCCGUCUUCCAGGAGAAUAACGAUAUGACAAGCUACCUCAGCGUUCGUGUUCGAGACCCCGCAGUCAUCCCACCUCCCUCAUCGAAGCGUGUUUCGAGCGCUGUUUCAAGUAUUUUCCCUCUCCUUCUAUUCAUUGACUUCGACUCAAUGGGCGAAACGUUUGUCGGGGCAUACGCCGACGCGAAGCAGGAUGUAUACGCAAUCAGAGGACAGCACACACCCUCCAUGAUAUCCUCGCAGCGUUCCUUCAUAACUUCAUCCUUCCUUUCCUCAGACACCCUCCCAGAGAACAUUGACAAGCCUAUCUCUUCGGUCGCCCACUUGGGAUUCACGUUGGUCGAACCCAUCCGCGGCCCUUUCCUCACCCUUUCAUCCCCAUCCUCCAAUCUUAAUCUCAUUGGUCUCCUCAACCUCAGCCCAAUGCGCCAGAACGCUGACGGUCAGUGGUACGACGCUGUCACGAAGCUGAUGCUCAAGGAUCUCGAAUUCGGCAUACUGAAUUUCAUGGACGAGGACCUGUAUCAUACCUUCGUUGGUGGGCCUCCUCCAAACCUCCUCCCCGAGAUCAGGAACAUUCUCCACAACGACCCGCUGAACAAUGCCAAGUUCUACAAUAGCCUCCAAGUACCGUUCCUCGUCGCAUCCCUCUCGACUUCGUCGCUGCCUGCAGCACAGCAUCUGAAUGGAGUCAGAGCCUCCAAGGUUCUUCGAGAGAUUCCAGCGAACGACCCGGUGUACCAAGCGCAAAGCACGAUGCUGUACGCAUUUCGGUGGAAGCAGAUGUAUCCGGUCAUCCAGGCAUAUCUUGAUGACCAAGAAGGAAAUGACUAUGGCGAGCAAAUUACGGCGGCGGCGAACGUGCUGAAGGAGCAGCUUGCAGAUCGAGUGAAAGGCAUCCCGGACAUCACAGGUGAUUUGACUAAGAACCUAGCGUUGGCUCAGAAGAGCAUUGAGGAGCUCGAGAAGUGGGCCUUGGAGUACAACCUGUACUGGGCGUUCAUGCUCAUGUACUACACCGAGACCCAUUAUCUUCCCUACUUGCACACCAAGAUGUCCAGCGGCCGACUCGCGGCCGAGGUGGCCAUGGAGCUGAAGACUCUCGGUGCGGUGUUCGGGCUGUUGGAGGGUAAUCGAGUCAAUCCUGCUGGCAAGACAUUCCAGGCGAAUUUCAACGAGAAGCUCCGAGCGUUUACACUUACGGUCGUCCUGCCUCAGUACGUUGACUGUCAACGAAAUUCUGUCGAGAUUGUCGGUCUUAUCGACAAGGUGGGAUCAUCUUUCGUUGAGACGUAUAGGGCGUCCGUCGAUCCUUUUGUCACAGCCAUUCUCUCCAAUCUCAAAGGGCUGGUCACGGGAAAAGAGGUCGUCAACAACUUCAUGCGUCUGCUGACAUCGGCCACCACCGCAGCUGGUUAUUUUACAGGCUGGCCUGGGACGGUAUCAAACAUGAGAAGGUUGUGCGAGCACGACGAUUGGUACACGCAGCUUGUCAAUGGCGAGGCCGUGUUCAACUCAUUCAUGCUUCUCACUGCGUCCGUCUCGAUUAUCUUGCCCUCGUUUCUAAUAAAGAGGACCAAGUUGGACAACAUCGUGGAAGCUUGCACAAAGUGCUUCUUCAUCACCAGCAUUAAGCUCGGGCAAGGCAUCCUUCAGGUGGAUACUUUCUACGACGACAUAACACCCUGGACGACCAGUAACCAAAUGCUUUUCGAGAGUGAAGAGUUCGUCGAUGGCUUUGGCCCACAAGCUCUUGAGCUACAAGAUGGAUUCAGCCGCUGGCUGAUUGGAACAACGAAGGACAAUCUUAUCUUGGAUGGCCCUCAAAUCCCUCUCAUCGCUCAGAUUUUUGGCAAGAAUGCUUCGUUAUGCCUAUCAAGGAGUCUUGGGAGUGUCGUGGCUCUCGCCAACAUUGCGUUGGCAGCCUGGAACCAUACCACUGGGCCCAAUCCUCUCAUAACGUUUAAGAAUGACCUAGGUAUCCUUUCGCACUCACUCGCAGUCAUUGGUAGCGCCGCUGGCUUUAUCUCGGGAGGUAGUGUUCUGUCGUCGGAAGCUGGCACCGUAGCUGUGCUGCAGAUGGUUUCGAGUGUGAUGGGCCCGUUAAGCGUGGCUUUUGCUGUUGCUGGACUCGUCGUUUUAAUUGCUUCUGAGUUCAAACCUCAACAGCCUCUCGGCCCGUUGAGUCGCUUCAUCGAGAGUUUCGUCAAGAAAGCAGGUCUCUACAUGGAGAAUAUCGCAGUGGAUCACUUCAGGGUUAUUCCAGCUGGCGGCCCGAGCACCCCAUCCUUGGAAGGUGUUUCCUUGAAGCAAGGGGCAGCGUAUAUCAGCAUUACGCAUUCACAACUGGAUCUCAUCAAAGGCUCCGUCGAGCUCGCCAAACAGUUCUCCUACUUGCCAAAUACUUGCCUCAAUUUGGAUACCGACACCAAUGGUCUAACGACAGUUUGGACAUUCGCAACAAGAACAGGAGCAAAGUUAUAUCUUGCAAUCGAUGAAACCGGAUCGGUGGUCGCCCUACCUAUGCCAAACAAGGUGCGGUCCAACCCCAAGGGAGAUACCACCCCAGUCGAUCCUGCUGUGUACACAAAGCAACUGAGGCAACGACAGUGGGAGUUCGUGGGCCUCGAGAAAGGGUCAUACGUCACAAUUCGAGACAUACUGUACCUCAAAUCAUCAACCUACACCAUCCGGUCAGCAUACACCAAUGGAUACCUCUCCAUUGACAAAAACGGGCGACCUUCGUUAAGUUCAUCGACAACGAAGUGGGUCUGCGAGAUGCAGCCCCUUGCACCGGGCAAGCUGGCAUAUUUUCCCGAGUCAUGGAUCUUGUACACCACCUCGCGCGACGAAUGUAUUGCGCCGACCAUGGACUUCCCCGGAUCUCAACCCCUCACAUGGUCGAUCUCGCCUCCUCUGCCGCUGGGACUCCACCUGGCGACACACCAUCCUGAUGGCGGAAAGAUUCUUAUCCUCCCUGGCCGAGCACCCUCUCACACCCCAUCGACGACGUAUACUGUGGGUGCGAGCAUCGCUGUUGAUAGUCGGAGGUUCGUGCAGACUGCCACGGUUGACAUCAAGGUCAGAAAUGCUCCUGGAAUGCUCCAUCUAGGACAGAGUCACGUACUUGUCACCACAGCUGCAACUAGUAACAUCUCGCCCGAGCCUGACCAGCAGGGGAUUUUUCCGUCUUUCCCGUCCGUCAUGAGACAGGUCGCAGUUGGCGAUGCCAUAGAUGCAACUAUAGCGGGAGCACAAGUUGACCCAGCACUUUUCAGUUACAUGCAACUUCCUGUCGCGUUUGAAGAACACCCUGUCACGCUGAUGGCCGUGAACUUCUUAGUGAGGACAAUAUCGGGACCACUUUAUGGAGGAAAAGUCGCAGCGGUUGGCUCCUAUCCAGCUUUUGAUUUAGAUCGCAUCUUCAGUUACCCUCCGUACCUUGAUACGGUAAUUCAGUGGGAUUAUAUGGCCUACUGUGAGGCGCUCGUGGUGAAGGCGAUUUGGAACAGGAACGACUUCAUUCAUCCCUGGAUCAGCCUCAGCAAGACGGAUGACUACCUUGCCAUAUUAACCACAGUUUUCUACAAUUCUGCCGCCGUGUUCUACGCCGCGUACCUCGGAAAGCAUUUUGGUCUUCGCCCAUCCCUUGCCCUCGCCCAAGCCUAUAAGCAGACACUUCUUAGUUCCGGCUGGAGGUCCGUCCGUAAAGCUGAGCAAGCCCAAGGUACAUGGACCCAGCCCUCGCUCGAGAUGUAUCUGCACUUCGUCCGGUGCCUCGCGUGCGGAAUGUCCGAGUCCGACAUCGACGACAUUUACUGCAACCUGACCACCGUCGAACCGAGGCUCAACCCAGGUGGAUUCGCUGAUAUCACUCCGACAACUUGGCGGCAAUACAAGGGCUGGAUUUUCGCUGGCCAGUUCGAUGGCCCGCAAGUAGAUCCAACAGUUUUGGAUAGAACUGGAAAGAAUUGGGAUGCCGUCAAUGUCACGCUCGCGCGGCGCUACAUUCGUGAUUCCAUGUUCAGCUGUGAUCCAGAUUCAUCAUGCUUUACUGGAAAUACCUUUGUGGUCAUGGCAGACGAUAGUUUAAGGCGGAUUGACAGUAUCAAGAAAGGGGAUGUCGUGAAGUCGAUGAAGGCGGACAGUGGGGAAGAGUUGAAGAGGGAGGUUGCGUUCAUCUCCACACCCCGACGUGGAAACAGAUCCCUAUUUUCGAUUGACGGGUCUGAGUGGCUUGUCACUGCUACGCAUCCAUUCAUCCAGAGGCAAAACCGAAGCUUCAUUGUGUCGUUCGUUGACGAAAGCCGUGCGAAGGCAACGAAUCCGACUUGGCUUGCGUACCCUGGUGGCAGCCUGUCUGAUGGGACUAUACAUGCGCAUACAAUUACCCAAUACUCUACCAAUGCUACCAAAGCGAACGACGUGCUCUACGAUCUCCUCUUCGACAGCGCAGACGCGAACGAUCUCGGGCCGCAUUGCUACACAGUGACAGAUGGGCACGUGUCGACGCUCGUUGCAAGUGAAGCGCCAGCUGCACAUGCAUUCCCUCCCAUGACAGCCUUCGUAGCAGGUUUCCUCUCGAGCGCUGCUAGUGUCUUGGACGUCGUUGCCCACGUACUCGACGAUGGACAGGAAGUGCUGGACUUGGCCGGCCUGGUGGAUAGCUGUGGAGAAGAGGCAUACACGACUACUAGCAAAAGGGUCGUUGAUGAUAAAGACAGCUUAAUGCCUACCAUGUCAAACAUCCUGUCGAGUUCAUCCGAGUUUAAGCAAGAGGUCGCCGACGCGGUGGAGAUGGGCAUUGGCGCCGUUGGUUUGAAGCUCUUGUCCGACAUUGGAUGUGGAUGGAGGUAUGCCGACGAUAAAGCAUCCAGGGUGCAGAAUGUGCUUGUCGCGCAGAUGCUCCAUUUCAACGACGCCAACUUUGCCUCGAAGUUCGACAGUGGAGGCCCGCUUAAAAUCCUUCUCGACAGGAUUCCAUUCGAAAUCCCAGCAAAGAAUAUCAUCCGGAACGGGCCCUGUCUUUUGUCAUUCAUUUGUGUUACCGACAUUGGACAGCCCGACAACGCCACCUUCCCUAUCUCCGUUGCAAAUACAUGUGGAGACGUUCUCGUUGGACGCGUGGCGCUACUGGACACCCGCGACCCAUCGUUCGUGAUGUUGUGGGAUGAACAGUAUAACUCUGUCAUGGGUUCCUUGAUGAUUCGUCUCUGUAAAGUAGGCAAGGCAGGUUUACUCGCUGUCGCAGGUUGGAAUCUUGGGGCUUCUGUGGCUUUUGGUCAAGUUCUUGGUUCGAUCUUAGGAAAGAAAAUUGCUCAUGAUAAAUGUCCACUUCGGUCACAUCAGUCUCUCGUCCUGUCCACCACCGCCACCACAGCAAAGCCCCCCAGCAUGCUCGCAAGAUCCGACGUUGAGUCUGGCGUCGCCGGCGCCGAGACAGAGGCUCUACUACCCACCACAAGACCGGAGGUGGACAUUCCUUCACCAAAGUCAUCGAAGUUCUCGAAGUCUUGCAGUCGAGAACCGAAAUUCGGUGUCCUGCACGUUUCAGCAGCGUUUGUCCUCGGUUCGAUCGCUUGUCUUGUCGCUCAGUACGCACUGUGUGGGACAGGAUGCUUUUCCAGGCCCACAACAUCCUCCAACCACCACGGGAGCGAGGAGAAUAGAGUGUCUGUGUUUGCACCGCCCUAUGUCGGUUCCACUGAAGUACACAAUUUUCCUCCAUCGAAACCGACGAAUGCCUACCCGUCUCUCUUUCCUUCGAAUGUAGGGUAUGCAGGAGGGACACCGACCGGCGCCGAGGCCGCCGUCAUCGAGACCGCGCCAGCAUACCCUUUGCACACAGGCCAGUGUAAUCACCAGCUCUUACGACCCACAGAACUCGGGGGAGAGGCGAAGAAGGAGGGUGACUCGAUGAAACAUGGCAAGGGCAAGAAGAAGAAGUCUAAGUUCAAUCUAUUCCACAGCUGGGGCAACCUAUCACCAUGGUUUAGCAUCGAACGGGGGAAGUUUGGUGUGGAUUCGGGGCCAGAGACCCCUGAGACGUGUCGGGUGACUGGACUGCACUUCUUGCAUCGGCAUGGAGCAAGGUACCCCACCGCUUGGGCGAGUUACGGUGGCCCGGCCAAUUUUGGCACGAAACUGCAUCGUGACCCAGCGUCCUGGAACGCGAAAGGCUCACUAGACUUUUUGAACGAUUGGACAUACAAGUUGGGCGAAGAGCUUCUAACACCGUUUGGAAGACAGCAACUACACGACCUCGGUAUCUCGAUGCGCAUGAAGUAUGGCUUCCUCCUCCAGAACUUCACUGAGAAGAACACGAUUCCGGUAUUCCGGACCGAGUCCCAGGAUCGUAUGCUCGCCUCGGCCAUGAACUUCGCUAUCGGGUUUUUCGGAUACCCCUUCGAUGGCCAAUACCAGCAGAGCAUCACCAUCGAGGCCAAGGGAUUCAACAACACCCUUGCUCCGUACAAGACCUGCCCGAAUGCGAGCGACAAGUCCAAAGCGAGCAGGGGUGACUGGUACAUCGCGCGUUGGGCGGAGAUCUACCUCAAUGAUGCGCAGAAGCGCCUGCAGAAGGACCUUGACGGCCUGGACCUAUCGAUCCAGGACGUGUACACCAUGCAACAGCUGUGCCCGUACGAGACGGUCGCGCUGGGAUACUCCAAGUUCUGCGAGCUAUUUACGGAGGAGGAGUGGGACGGGUUUGACUACGCUCUUGACCUCCAGUUCUGGUACGGUUCCGCAUUUGGCUCGCCCGUUGCACGUACGCAAGGCGUUGGCUGGCUUCAGGAAUUCGUUGCGCGACUGACACAUACCCCAAUCCAAACGCACAACUCGAGCACGAACUCGACCUUGGACGACAACCCUAUCACGUUCCCACUCGGCCAGAGCUUGUACGUCGAUGCCACCCAUGAGGUCGUUGUUCUCAACAUUAUCACCGCUCUGAACCUGACGACGUUCGCCGAGACGGGUCCGCUGCCAUACACGCAUAUUCCGGAGAACAGGUCGUUCAAAGUAGCAGAGCUCGCACCGUUUGCGACCAACCUUCAGUUCCAACUCCUUGAGUGCACCUCCGUCCCCGGCCCGCAGAUCCGAAUCAUCAUCAACGACGGCGUCGCCCCACUGACGGGCAUCAAAGGCUGCCCGGAGCAGAAAGAUGGGAUGUGCCCUCUGAGUACGUUCGUGGAAGCACAGAAGGAGAUCAUCAGAGAGGUGGACUGGGAGUGGGACUGCCACGGUGAUUGGGAGGUGCUACCAGGAACGGAAUGGGAGACGGUCAGAGGGUCGCCGCCGCCUAAUCCGAAAUUAAGCAUGCAGUGGUAG
Molecule: messenger RNA, 8109 nt
Organism: Cyclocybe aegerita
Lineage: Eukaryota; Fungi; Basidiomycota; Agaricomycetes; Agaricales; Hemipholiotaceae
Source: the annotation of a GenBank genome assembly